AAUGAUAACAAACCUUAAAACACAACAUCAGUUUUCCAGAUAAGAAUGUCCAAGCUGCUAUUUCGGUCGUCAAAAGCAUGCGCUGUUUAAUGUACGAGUAUGAGAUUGAACUCGCAACUGAGGGCUUUUGAACCAGGAAUCUCAAUUUCAACAUUUCUUCUUCAAAAGAAAGCCAGAUGUAAAACCUAGAGCUAAAGAACAAUGCAGGGAUUUCGAUAUUUAUUGUUUCACAUUUGCCUCAGCUUGGUUUGGCUCUGUGAAGGAAAAUCAAUAACUCAAGUCACUCAGCAUGAAGGUGAGACCCUGGAGGUUGACCUAGAGGAGCAAGACACCUUGGAAGGCUUUUCUGAGCCUAUGAAAGAAGACUUUCUGAAGAUGCUGAACUUGUCAGGGGUUCCAAAGGAACAGAGGAACGUUCAGCCUCCUCCGUUUAUGAUGGAGCUAUACAACAAAUAUGCUUCGGAUAUGUCCUCGGUUCCACGCUCUGAUGUCAUUCGGAGCUUUGUCUUACACGAGGUGACCCACUCAGUCUUCAGUGAGAAUAAAUCUUCACAAAGGCUGCUAUUCAAUGUUUCAAUCCCUAGCUAUGAAGAAGUCACAGUGGUCCAGCUCCGACUGUUUGUGCUGUGGCACAGAAGUCAAUCAGCCUGCGAUGAUACUUCCAUUACCAUUUAUAAUGUCGUACACAUGAAGAACCAAGAAAUAUUACAACUUCUGGACAGGAAGGACAUCAGUCACACAAAACACACAUGGGAGGCUUUUGAUGUGACAAGUGCGUUCCAUAGCUGGCUUCAGUCAAAGCAGGGAGCAGGUGAAUUGGAGGUUCAGGUGCAAAGUCAGAGCUGUGGGUCACACCAAGGUGGAGGCUACAAGAUCAGCCUAAAUUCGGAGGACAGCACCUCACCUGUUUUAAUUGUGUUUUCAAAUGACCUUGAGAACAGGAAGAGAAAAGCCAAAACUGAGGUGCAAGAGAUGAUGGCUCAUGAAGAUGAAAAGUUUUUAUUGAGCGUCAAUCCCACAGAAGAAUAUUCCAGUGAGGAUCAGCAUCGUAGAAGAAAGAGAAACGCACGUAAGAACUACUGUCGGAGAACGUCGCUUAAAGUGAAUUUCAAGGAUAUUGGAUGGGACAAAUGGAUUGUUGCGCCGCCUGAGUAUGAUGCCUACGAAUGUAAAGGCGUGUGCAAUUUUCCUCUGACGGAUGACGUAACCCCUUCCAAACAUGCCAUCAUUCAAACUUUGGUGAAUCUGAGCAACCCAAAAAAAGCCAACAAAGCUUGUUGUGUUCCAACAAAACUGGACCCCUUAACUGUCAUGUACCAAGAGAAUGGCAUUAUCACUGUCAGGCACCUGUAUGAGGAGAUGAAAGUGGCAAAAUGCGGCUGUAGGUAGUGAGGGAAAAAAGCUGCUUCAUACCUUCAAACUAAUAUAUCUGAAUGCCUGUAAAAAUGUUUUUAAAAAAAUCUAUUUAAAUUAAAUAAUAUUCAUUCAUGUAUAGAAACUGCUUUAUUCUGGUAAUACAAUUGAAACACUUAAAUAAUAAUAAUAAUAAUAAUAAUAAUAAUAAUAAUAAUAAUAAUAAUUAAUUCAUUAAUGAACAGAAUUAUAUUUAUGUAUUUAAUGUUGGCCUUAAAUGCUAUUCGAUAGUUUAAUAGUGUAUUUUUGUAAUACAAAUGCAUUUCAGCAUGGUUUUUAUAUUGACAACAGUUAGACAGUGAUGCUAGACUUAAUACUGCUUCUCACACGACCUGAUUUAUUUUAUUCAUUUUCAGUGUGUUCUUUAAGCUGGUUAGGGUCACUCUGGAUUCUGGGAAACACCCUGGAAAUGGAACACCAGUCCACCACGUACACACUUUCACACACUCAUUCAUACCUAGGGGCAAUUUAAAGUAGACAGUCCACAUGUUGGUGUGUUUUUUUGGGAGGUCAGAGGAAACCGGAGGAAUCUAGAAGAAGUCUGCAUGAACACAAGGAGAACAUGUAUGUAUAGACCUACAGAAAUCUGGGCUUAUGAUUGAACCAGCAACACUGUGAGGAGGAAACAGCACCCAAUGUGCAGCCAUGCCACCUUAAAUGAAUCAUCGACUAUUUUUCUUUUAUUUCCAAUUUUCCACUGCUUUUCUUUUUUAAUCUCGCUGAAUACUAACUUCAUUAAAUGAAAGCAUGGUAAAAUGAUGUGUCUAUUGGAAUUUACAAGUUUCUAUUUAAAACAUGAAUAAAAAUAUAAGAACAUUAAAUAUUAUUUAUUCACAGCAUCGUGUUAGCAGUGUCAUGUGUGAUGUUCAUGCAACAUUUCCUGUUCAAGUCCAUGGCAACCAUGUGACAGCUUCCUGAUCCAGCUUAUGCAUGGAGACAUUUGGGACACCUUGUAGCUGUUACAUAAUAGUAUAAAAUGAUUGUGUUGUUGUGUAUUUAUUUUACCUCACAUGCAGUUUUCAGUUUGUGUCUAGAACAUAUGCUCUUUGGGGAAGUAUUUAGACUUUACACCUAACACUUUUAAUAUGUUGAUACUGCCCUCUACUGAAUACUUUGGGCUGAUGUGUACCGUCCUGAAUUAAUGCUGUCUCUGACAUGCAGGCAUUUGUCUUAUAUACUGUAUGAUUCUGAUAUAUUUUUAAAAAUGUCUUAGUAAUAAAAUAUUUAAUCAAAC
Molecule: messenger RNA, 2647 nt
Organism: Hemibagrus wyckioides
Lineage: Eukaryota; Metazoa; Chordata; Actinopteri; Siluriformes; Bagridae
Gene: gdf2
Product: growth differentiation factor 2
Exons: 2
Coding region: 202-1389 (395 amino acids)
Biological process (GO): BMP signaling pathway; SMAD protein signal transduction
Cellular component (GO): extracellular region
Molecular function (GO): cytokine activity; growth factor activity
Source: RefSeq, a predicted model, not a curated record